CCGAGCUGCAAAAAUUAAUCGAUUGAAAUGUGCAGGUGUUGAUAUUCUAUGAAGAACACUACACAUUCAUUUUGGAAUUACUGCGCCUUGUUUGACAGUUCCCGUUGUGGGGUUUUGUUCGUGGACUAAAACAACAAUUAUCUUCUUGUGACAGAAUAUAUAUUUUCUUUAUUUUUUCAUUCAAUUGUCAUUUGACAACAUGAGGACGUUAGUAUUGCUUGUUCUGUUUCAAAUGACGACUAUUGCCUUGGUGAGUGCUGGCUGCCCUGUGAUGUGUGAGUGUCCGGCUGGCCCCCCCUCCUGUCCCCCGGGGGUCAGCUCUGUACCUGACGGUUGUGGCUGCUGUAAGGUGUGUGCUGCCCAGCUCAACCAGGACUGCCACGACUCACACCCCUGUGACCACCACAAGGGUCUGGAGUGUAACUAUGGCAAUGAUGUGGGCCACACUCAUGGCAUCUGCAGGGCGAAGCUUGAGGGUCGCUCCUGCGAAUACAACGGACGGAUCUACCAGAACGGGGAGAAUUUCCAGGCUGGCUGCAAGCACCAGUGUACGUGCAUUGACGGGGCGGUGGGCUGCGUGCYUCUGUGCCCCAGCCAUGUGCCCCUGGCAUCGCCCUCCUGCCCUGCGCCGCGCCUGGUCAAGGUGCCUGGGCAGUGCUGUCUCAGUAUCGACUGCCACAAGGGCUCAUCCGUUGUACCCCCAGUACAAUGGCACGCACUGCCUCCAGCCUACCCGCCUUUCCCCUUCAUGCCCUACCCUGCCUACCCCUACAAACCAUACCCCAAGCCGUACCACUACAAACCCAAGGAUACCAUGGGAAACAAGCUGGUGGAGGUAGAGAAGACGUGGGACAAGCUGCGCGGGCACAAGCACCUGGCGGCAUGGAGGCAGUUUGGAGGGCAGUGUGUGGUCCAGACCACGAGCUGGUCCCAAUGCUCACGCAGCUGUGGGAUGGCCGUGUCCUCUCGUGUCACCAAUGACAAUGCCCGGUGUAAGCUUGUGAAGGAGACGCGUCUGUGCAACAUCCGGCCCUGCAGCUCCAUGUCCAUCCCCGUCAAGAAAGGGAGGAAGUGCUCCCGUACCCACAAGGCCCCAGAGCCCCUGCGUCUGUCCUAUGCUGGCUGCCGCAGCACGCGUCUCUACCGGCCCAACUACUGUGGCGUGUGUGUGGACGGCCGCUGCUGCUCACCCCGCCGCACACGCACCACCUCCGUGACCUUUGCCUGCCCUGAUGGCGAGCGCUUCGACCACUCCGUCAUGUUCGUGCAGUCCUGCAAGUGCAGUGAUAAGUGCAGUCAUCUGAACGAGGUUGCCCUCCCGCCCCAGCAGUGGCUCUACGGAGACACACACAAGUUCACCGACUAGCGUCCCCCUCAAAUCCCUUACUCGUUCCCCAUCACUUUUA
This is a messenger RNA of Salvelinus sp. IW2-2015, 1406 nucleotides long. RefSeq names its product CCN family member 1-like. The record is from RefSeq and is a predicted model, not a curated record. Gene Ontology annotation, cellular component: extracellular region; extracellular matrix. Gene Ontology annotation, biological process: signal transduction; cell adhesion. Lineage: Eukaryota; Metazoa; Chordata; Actinopteri; Salmoniformes; Salmonidae. Gene Ontology annotation, molecular function: integrin binding; heparin binding.